Messenger RNA from Nerophis ophidion (straightnose pipefish), 2235 nucleotides. Its product is annotated as zinc finger protein 501-like. The record is from RefSeq and is a predicted model, not a curated record. The coding region runs from base 224 to 1618 and encodes 464 amino acids. Gene Ontology annotation, biological process: regulation of transcription by RNA polymerase II. Gene Ontology annotation, molecular function: DNA-binding transcription factor activity, RNA polymerase II-specific; RNA polymerase II cis-regulatory region sequence-specific DNA binding. The transcript is spliced from 2 exons. Lineage: Eukaryota; Metazoa; Chordata; Actinopteri; Syngnathiformes; Syngnathidae.
GCACACUUCUGGCGCAUGCGCAAACACAUCGGUAAAGCGGAAAGUCCAAGAUGGCGGCCUAAGCGGCGUGGCUUUCAGGAGAAGUUUCACAUUUACGAUCUUAUAGAUUCAACAAUUGCAUCAAACACCGCAACUAUGCGCCUUAUCUGAAGCCCACCACACGGACUUUGAGUGUGGAGCGACGGCGUGUUAUCUGAAGUGAAGAUUGAAGAGGUGAUAGAAGAUGGACGACUACUGCUAUGCUAACUUGGUGACGUCAUGUCAAAGAGAAUCAGCGCCACCAACGGAGAACAACCUGAAAAGACAAGAGGAAGAUGUCGAAGAAGAACAUCUUUCUCGUGAGCAGGAAGCGGAGCCACAGUCCCACCGCAUUAAAGAGGAAGAAGAGAAACCACAUUCACAACACAUUAAAAAGGGAGGAGAGGAGCCACAGUCCCCCCACAUUAAAGAGGAAGAGGAGGACCCACUGACCCUUCACAUUAAAGAGGAAGAGGAGGAAGAGGGCAUCAGUCAGCCCAAAUGGUUGGAGGAGUUCCCAGUGAGUGUGAAGAGUGAAGAUGGUGAAAGUGAGGAGAGGGGAGGGGGGGAGCCUCCAAGCAGCAGCUCAACACAACACAUGACAACAGAAGCUGAUGGAGACCACUGUGGAGGAUCACAAGCAGACAAGCUCUUAGCUCCACUAUCAGAUAGUGAGGACACAACCUCACACUCUCCUCACACUGAUGAUGAAGACUCUAAAGAUGAUGCAACAUGUCACACUGACAACACUCACUUCACAUGUCCUACCUGUCACAAAACUUUUAAAUACCAUAGUCUUCUGAAAAGACACAUGAGAACACACACUGGAGAAAAAACUUUUUCUUGUUCAACCUGUGGUAAAGGUUUUACACGAAGUCAUGAUUCUAAAGUACACAUGAGAACACACACUGGUGAGAAACCUUUUUCUUGCUCAGAAUGUGGUAAAGAUUUUGUUCUAAGUAAACAUUUGAAAGUACACAUGAGAACACACACUGGUGAAAAACCUUUUGUCUGUUCAACCUGUGGUAAAGGUUUUGUACAAAGUCCCCAUUUAAAAGAACACAUGAGAACACACACUGGUGAAAAACCUUUAGUCUGUUCAACCUGUGGUAAAGGUUUUACACAAAGUCGAUGGUUGAAAGUACACACGAGAAUACACACUGGUGAAAAACCUUUUGUCUGUUUAAUCUGUGGUAAAGGUUUUACACAAAGUCGAUGUUUGAAAAUGCACAUAAGAACACACACUGGUGAAAAACCUUUUUCCUGUACCACCUGUGGUAAAGGUUUUACACAAAGCCAAUAUUUGAAAGGACACAUGAGAACACACACUGGUGAAAAACCUUUUUCCUGUUCAACCUGUGGUAAAGGUUUCACAGAAAAUCGGUGUUUGAAAAGACACAUGAGAACACACACUGGUGAAAAAUCACAUUCCUGUUCAAUCUGCAACAGAAGCUUUGGUGAACGAUCAAACCUUGUAAGACACAUGAGAAGACACCCAGGAGAGAAAGUGUUGAGUUGCAGUGUGUGUGGUGAAAGAUUGUCUUCUAAGUACCAGUGUAAGAAACACAAGUGUGCUGGUGAGAACAGCAGCAGCAAAUGAAACUGCAGGAUUUGAAAUAAACUGUCCAGACUUUCAUUUGGACUUUCUAACAUCAGCACAUAUAACAUGUGUGACAUUGUUGUUUGUCUAACAAUCUCUUUAAUUAAUUUAGCAUUAAACAGGCACUGAGUGAGCACAAUAUGUCCAUCAUGUCCUCAUGUGUAAUGUUUACAUUCUUUUUCUAUUUUUUGGGACUACAAUGUGCAAUAAUGUUAUAUGUAUGUGUAUAUAUAUAUUCAUAUGCAUGCAGAUAUGCAUGUGUGUGGAUAUAUAUAUAAAUAUACAGAGAUACAUCUCUCAUCUCAUAUCUUUUUUUUUUUACUAUUUAUACUACCAUAUUGUAUAUGCACCUUAGGAGGAUCUGCUCCAAUUUCGUUGUUCUUUGAACCUGUUCAUUGCAAUAAUGACAAUAAAACUAUUCUAUUCUAUUCUAUUAAUAUGCUUCUAGAUUUAUAGAUUAGAUAUUUUAUAUUAAUGCUUUUUUCAGUCAAGUACAUGCAUUAAUAUACAACAUUGUGUACUUUUAUUAAAAAAUGGACAGCGAUUUGAGUAAAAAGGUGAGAGUAAACAGUAAAAUACAUAUUUUACAUGCAAUAAACAUUUUGUGCCAUCGAAGA